Molecule: messenger RNA, 1724 nt
Organism: Stylophora pistillata
Lineage: Eukaryota; Metazoa; Cnidaria; Anthozoa; Scleractinia; Pocilloporidae
Molecular function (GO): palmitoyltransferase activity
Source: RefSeq, a predicted model, not a curated record
CCAAGAUGGCGUUUGUUUGGAUUGUGAUCUUGACUGUUGGAUUGAUUCAAGGCGUGUUUAUUAUCAGUAGCUUACAAACGUUAUUCCCUCGUGGUUCAAGAAAAAGUUGGCUGUAUAGGUUUCUGAAAGGAUUGCAGAUUACGCCUGUUCUUUUUAUAUUUGCUUCCGCAAUUUGGUUCUUCUUCUUAAAGAGUUUGCCCAUAGAAGUCGAUAACCCCUAUUCGUCCUUCAAAGGUGUUUGCUACAUCAUCACCGCUUGCUAUCUUUGGCUCAACAUGGUAUUCAACUACUUGGCGGCGAUGAUUGUUUCGCCAGGCUAUCCAGAAACACGGCAAGAGCUCGAAGAAGAUACAGAUAUCCAUCUGGAAUCGUUAAAGUUUUGUGCCAAGUGUACUCGUGUGCGUGACAAAGGGACUCACCAUUGUAGUUCGUGCAACUCUUGUGUGAUGUUAAUGUCGCAUCAUUGUCCGUUCACCAAUAACUGCGUUGGAUUGAAUAACUACGCUCACUUUUACUUGUUCCUAGUGUAUUGUUCCCUGGGGCUUUUGUUCGCUGCAUACUGUACUUACACGCCGUUUGUCGUUUGUAUGCUAGAUUACCCUUCCGAUUCACCUUCGUACACAGCUGGAAUCUGCGGUGAAUUUGGAGACUACGCCGUUAUGUUCCUUGUUGUAAGCUUCCUGUUUGCCUUUAUCUUGAUGUUGUGUUCCUUUCACACUUUUCUUCUCAUUGUAGACAUGUCCAUGAUCGACUUUUUAAAGACCUGUCAAAAAUUAACUUGUAAGGAAUGGUUUACAAACAUUUUAUUCGGCAGGUGCUUGCAACGAAAGAAAUUUUUGUUUCGUAAACUCUUGCUAUAUCGCAGAGAGAAUUUGUGGAAGUUUUUGAUACCAGGUUUUAACGAAAUACCUGAACUUCUUCCGCCCGAUGAUUUCUUAGUUUAAAUUUACUGUUCUCACAAGCUUUGCUCACAAGAAUGCCUCAAAAUGGUCUAGAAUAGCAGACCGAUCUAUCGUCUGGGGAACAGCAUUUGCAAUCCACUGGAUUCUUUAUUUUUAAAUGACUCUCAUGAUUGAUGACUUCUUUUCAGGUUGUGGAAGCAUCAAUCAUUGUUAAAAACAAUCCUAUCAGGGACCACUCCCACCUUGACAAUCGGGCUACUUAACUUUCGAAUUUUCAUUGUUAUUUUGAGUACUAACAGCGAAACAAGUAAAAAGGUCAUGAAAUGUCAAUAAGAAGCCUAAAGCUAAUGCAAUGCCUCUGGUUAUUUAUUUGGCUCAAGAAAAUUUUUAACUGUCGAAUUUCAAUGCCUUCUGGACAGUGCUUAAGAAAGUUUUAUCUGGAAGCAGUGAUGAUAACUCUUUCUUUGGAGAAAUAUGUUUUUCAUUUAGUUUUCAUUAAAAUGCCAGACUAAUGAGGGUACAGAAAACAGUUCUGCCCAAAUUCAUCUUAGUGUUUUUUGGUGUUAUUCUAAACAAAAUGUGUAGGAAAAAAAAUCAAAAAUAGAUGUGAUUUAUGAAAUCUUAGAUAUAUGAUUUAAAGAAUGAACAGGAAGUGCUCUCCAUUUGCAUGAAUUUGACUCAAAAAAGGAAAGUAAAGCUCAAGCUCUUUUUCGUUGGUUUUUUUUUGGGGUGAGACAGGCACAAGUUCUCUCAAUUUAAGAGUUUCUUUCUUUCUAUGGCCCUUCAGAUUAUUUUGGAUCAAAAAUUCACCUAUGAAAAAAA